Molecule: messenger RNA, 876 nt
Organism: Psylliodes chrysocephalus
Lineage: Eukaryota; Metazoa; Arthropoda; Insecta; Coleoptera; Chrysomelidae
Source: the annotation of a GenBank genome assembly
AUGGAAUUAAAUGAUUGCAAUUUUUCUAUUCAAGUAGACGACUCAACAGAUAUUGUUCAAAAAUCUCAAUAUAGCACAAUAAUUAGGUAUGUUAACUCUCAAGGAAAGCUAGUUGAAAGAUUUUUAGUAUUCCAUGAUGUAAGUUGUGAGCGAACAGCUGAAGCAUUGUUUACCCUAGUUACAAGUUGUCUAGAAAAAUACGACUCCAAAUCAAAACUUGUUGGACAAUGUUAUGACGGCGCUAGUGUUAUGUCAGAGCAAUUAGAUGGUUUACAAUCGAAGAUUAAGAAAGUAACACCAGAGGCGGUGUUCGUUCAAUGUUUGGCGCACCGUCUGAAUUUAGUCCUGUCUCAAAGCUAUAACAGCAUUUCGAAGUGUCGUAUAUUUUUUGCUAAUGUGAAUGGUCUGCCUUCUUUUUUUUUUCAUCAUUUAGCAAAAAGAACUCACGCCGCCGAUGUAAUCCUCAAUAAGCGAAUACCUACUUCAGUAGUUACAAGAUGGUCAUCUAAUUCUAAGAUUUUGAGUCUUAUUCAUAAUAAUUGGAAUUCUCUAAAACAAGUUUUCAUUGACAUUUUAAACGACCCAAAUUCUAAUAAGGCUUCGAUAAGACAGAGCCAGGGCUACUUAAAUAUGUUUAAUGGCUUUGAAUUUGUUCUUCUAGUUAUCAUUUUUAACGAAUUUUUUUCCAUCAGCGAUGUACUUUUUGAUGUAUUGCAGAAACGUUCUUUAGAUAUAAAUUACUGUGUAUCUCAAAUUAAAAAUGCGCAGAAUCAACUAAACACUAAAAGAAGUGAAGUUAUUUUUGCAAAUAUAAUUGAUUCAGUUUCCCUAAGAACAGAACUGCCCACUGAGCACCGUGAUGGGCGCAUAAGAUAA